This is a messenger RNA of Anoplophora glabripennis (Asian longhorned beetle), 1214 nucleotides long. RefSeq names its product probable RNA-binding protein 46. The record is from RefSeq and is a predicted model, not a curated record. The transcript has 5 exons. The coding region runs from base 1 to 1143 and encodes 380 amino acids. Gene Ontology annotation, cellular component: nucleus. Lineage: Eukaryota; Metazoa; Arthropoda; Insecta; Coleoptera; Cerambycidae. Gene Ontology annotation, molecular function: mRNA binding.
AUGGUCGUUGUUCAUGAGCUGGAGAAAAAGCCAAGGUUCGACUUUUUAAACAACGACCGUUUAGCGAAGAAACUGUUCGCCUUGGUCGAAAAAACCGGCUACGAGAUCAUGCAGGUCAACGGUCAGAGAGUGUACGCGCCUCCGGCGAAGAGAAACAUACAGCCACCCCCCAGGGGUUGCGAGGUGUUUAUAGGCAAACUGCACAAGAACAUCUUCGAGGACGAGCUGAUCCCCAUAUUCGAGACCAUCGGGCCUCUCUACAAGUUCCGGUUGAUGUUGAACUUCCGCGAGCAGACCCGCGGCUUCGCCUUCGCCACCUACUUCUCCAAGAGGCACGCCAACUUGGCGGUUCAACACCUGGAUGGGUACGAGAUCCGACGUGGCCUGCGGAUCGGGGUAUUCAAGUCGGUGGAUAAUCGCAGGUUGUUCGUGGGAAACCUGCCCCUGAAGGUGACGAAGAGGGACGUGAAGGACAUGUUCUGCCAGUACGUUGAUGGAGUCGUGGAAAUUAUCAUGUACAGUGACUUCACGCAGCCCCAUUUGAACAGAGGCUUUGCUUUUGUCGAAUUCGAGAACCACCGUAUGGCCGCCAUGGCCAGGAGACAGUUUGCCCCUGAUAAUCUCUUAGCGUGGGGACAAACCCUCUACGUCGAUUGGGCUGAUCCUCUGCCUGAUGUUCACCCGAAGAUUAUGGCCAAGGUUUCCAUCUUAUAUUUAAAAAAUAUACCACUAGACUACACAUCGGAGGAAAUUCAUACGAUCAUAUGCAACGCAGUCGGUGCUCAGCUGGUGAAAAAAGUGCACAAGAUGCAGAAUUAUGCCUUCGCGCACUUCGUGAACCGUCGCUCUGCAGAACUUGCUUUAGAAAAGCUCCAAGGACUGGUACUUUCUGAUAAGGACGAACACCAUCACAGCAUGGCAAUCGAAUGGGCGAGACCAAGGCGUUUUAGCAAGAAGUUCAGACUUUCCAAUACCCCAGAUAAUUUUUGCAGAUCGGUCCCACCGAACAUCAGGAGACUGGUAUUUCAAAAAGUGGCCGAUGUUACUUCAAAUAGUCUCCUGAAUCGCACAGAUGUACUGUCUACCGAUUACAAUUCUUUUAUAAGUGGAGUACCGGGCUGUAGCUCCGUUUUGACCGACUGAAUGAUAACGGAUAUCGUGAUGGAUGACAAUGGAUGGAUUAUGUAUAUUUUCCUAUCAAUUUAUGAAUUUUG